ACUCCUCACUGUGAGUCAUUCGAAUCAGCGCGAGCAGGUCUCUCCGGUCGUUCCUGGGCAGGCGAGUUUGAAAGGGAGCCACCAAGGGCAGCCUCGGAGGGGCUGCAGGCACCCACCGGCCUGGCAGGAGAGGAGAUGCUGGCCUGCUGCACUGCGCCAGAAGGCCCCCCUCGCUGCCGGCCGUAGUCCCAGGCCACCUCCUCAUCAGGGCCAAGGAGCCCGCCACGGCUGGAAGACAGUGGAUGGGCAGAUGGACAGCCAGCAGCGCAAUGAGAGAGAUCAAACCAGGAACUGUCGAUGCUGACCCCUCACCUCAGUUGCCCCCCAGAGCGUCCUGACAUGCACUUUUGGUUAUGCGGCAUCACCGAAGAAUGGGGCUCAACCUGACACUCGCCAGACUGCCAAAUGACGAGGCACACGGCCCGGGGGGUCCCACCUCAAGUAACUCGAGUGCGGGGCCCCGAGGGAACGCCACCCUGCACAGCGAGUUUGGCACCAUCGUCCUGCCCGUGCUCUACCUGGUGAUAUUUGUGGCCAGCAUCCUGCUGAACGGACUGGCAGUGUGGAUCUUCUUCCACAUCAGGAACAAAACCAGCUUCAUAUUCUAUCUCAAAAACAUCGUGGUGGCCGACCUCGCCAUGACGCUGACCUUCCCGUUCCGGAUCGCGCACGACGCCGGCUUUGGCCCGCGGUACCUCAAGUUCGUGCUCUGCAGGUACACGUCGGUCCUGUUCUACGCAAACAUGUACACGUCCAUCGUGUUCCUUGGACUGAUCAGCAUUGACCGCUACCUGAAGGUGGUGAAGCCAUUUGGGGACUCACGCAUGUACAGCGUGACCUUCACGAAGGUGCUGUCCGGCUGUGUGUGGGUGGCCAUGGCGCUCCUGUCCUUGCCGAACGUCAUCCUCACCAGCGGCCAGCCCACCAGGGAGAACAUUCACGACUGCAUGACACUCAAGAGCCCGCUGGGCGUCCGGUGGCAUCAGGCUGUGGUCCAGGUCAACAGCUGCCUGUUCGUGGUGGUGCUGGUGGUCCUGAUCGGCUGCUACGUCGCCAUAUCCCGGUACAUCCACAGGUCCAGCCGGCAGUUCAUCAGCCAGUCCAGCCGGAAGCGCAGGCACAGCCAGAGCAUCCGGGUGGUGGUGGCUGUGUUCUUCACCUGCUUCCUGCCCUACCACCUGUGCAGGGUCCCCUUCGCCUUCGGCCACUUAGACAGGCUCCUGGAUGACUCUGCACACAAGAUCCUCUACUACUGCGAGGAAAUGACGCUUUUCUUAUCCGCGUGCAACGUGUGCCUGGAUCCGAUAAUCUACUUCUUCAUGUGCAGGUCGUUCUCGAGACGGUUGUUCAAGAAGUCCAACAUCAGAACCAGGAGUGAGAGCAUCCGUUCACUGCAGAGCGUGCGGAGGUCGGAAGUCCGCAUCUAUCACGACUACACCGACGUGUGAGCCGGCUGGGCUGCCGGGCCUUGUACAGUGUGAAUAAACGUCGCUUUUCGUUA
Messenger RNA from Sciurus carolinensis (gray squirrel), 1501 nucleotides. It is a transcript of the gene Gpr87, whose product is annotated as G protein-coupled receptor 87. Gene Ontology annotation, cellular component: membrane. Gene Ontology annotation, biological process: G protein-coupled receptor signaling pathway. Gene Ontology annotation, molecular function: G protein-coupled purinergic nucleotide receptor activity. NCBI's taxonomy places the organism in Eukaryota, Metazoa, Chordata, Mammalia, Rodentia, Sciuridae. Bases 354 to 1448 code for a protein of 364 amino acids. The transcript is spliced from 3 exons. The record is from RefSeq and is a predicted model, not a curated record.